UGUUAUGGGUCCUGUUCAGACUCUUGGUUCGCUUUUUGGUAGCCGGACGUUGACCUUAGCGACUCCAUGUUGUCCUCUCGAAUUGAUUGUUUUGUUUUGCAUUUUUGUUCCUUAUAGUAAUCAGUUCAAAACAACACGUAUUACAUGUAACAGUGUUAAUGGCCAACGUGUUUAUUGUGAUAAUUACUUGAUAAAAGGCGCGCUGCUCUCUGUGGGGUAACGUUAAUUGCACUUGUUUACGUCCAACGUUUGUGUUCAUUAAUGUGUUUACGAAGUUUUAUUUUAAGCACUUAAGCAGCAUAAGAAACGUAUUUUUUAAACUAAUAUUUGCACUGAAUUUAAUGUAGUAUUAUGAUAAACCAUGUUUUAUUAUACCAGAAUCGUUUAGUUUUCCUAUAAAAACACUUUUACUUAGGCGUAUCGCUAAUUAACCGUGAGCCACCAUUCAUCAGAAGCUAGCGCCGGUUCUUCUGUGGUUCUAUGGCAAUCUUUGCAUUUCUAAAUUGAUUGAUUAUCGCUUGUUAACAUCCGAUAGCGUUAACAUUUCUGUGAAUUGGGUUGGCUGAAAACUAGACUUCCCCCUGUGAUCAGAUCUCAAACUAAUCACUUUAUUGAAAGUGAGGCAGGUGUCAUUUGAUUUCGUGGUUCACUUGACUGUCACCAGUUUGCUAUGCUCCUGUCGCAUUCCGAAGUGUGGAAAGUAUGCGUGGAUUACAUCUUCAGACCCUAUACUAUGGUAGUCGGCACCGUCACGGCCGUCGUUUAUUACCUCUGGGGAUGUGAGGGUCAGACACCAAUUCUGGUGUGCAGCGAUGGGUUUCGUGUCUUCCUGCAACGCCACUGUCCCAUGGUGGUUGAGCAGUUCCGGCCCACGCCCUGGUGCUGGGGCGGCCGGCUGCAGACCCUGGUCCGUGUAUUUAUCAAAUCCAGCCCGGCUAUCACCUACAGGAAUGAGCUGAUCAGGACGGGGGACGGAGGUCAGAUCUCACUGGACUGGGUGGACAAUGCAGGCAGUGCUGCCUAUCCUGACUGCCUGUUUCGACCCACAGUGCUGAUCUUGCCGGGUCUGACGGGGAACAGCCAGCAGACGUAUGUUUUGCAUGCAGUGAACCAGGCCACACGCAGAGGAUACAGAUCUGUGGUCUUUAAUAACAGGGGAUUUGGAGGUGAAGAGUUACUGACCCCCCUGACGUUCUCUGCAGCUGAUACCUCAGAUCUGGAGCGUGUGGUCCAGCACGUGAAGGAGCUCUUCCCACAAGCACCACUCCUUGGGACCGGAGUCUCUCUGGGAGGGAUGCUGCUGCUGAACUACCUGGCCAGAAAAGGCAGCGAGGCUGGGCUUCUGGCAGGCCUCACCAUGUCCGUCAGCUGGGACACCAUGGAGUCAUGUGCCUCCUUGGAAAAGCCUAUCAACCGGCUGCUCUUUAAUCGCCACCUCACUGGGAACCUGUGCCGAGCCAUCAGCAGACACAGGAAGAUGCUGGAGACUGUGGUGGAUGUGGAGCAUGUGCUGAAGGCACAGACCAUCCGGGAGUUUGACGAACGUUACACCUCAGUGAUGUUUGGCUACAAGUCCUGGCAGGACUACUACCAGGAUGCCAGCCCUGGGUACAAACUGGCCCAAACUGCUGUUCCUGUUCUGUGCCUGAAUGCGGCUGAUGACCCCUUUUCCCCGAAACAUGCUCUCCCCGUUGCCUUAGCCCAGCGCUUGCCCAAUGUUGCGCUGCUGGUUACAGCCCAUGGCGGCCACAUUGGUUUCCUGGAGGGCCUUUACCCUCGAGGGGAGGGCUACAUGGACCGGUUGUUUGGCCAGUUCAUCCAGGCAGUGUUUGAACAUCCACGGGAUCUGAAGUGGGCCUGUGGGAUCACGGACAACCCCGCCGAUUGACCACUUCCACCAAGGUCUCCUAACCGGUGACCCACCCACUCUAACUUCUAUUACGGACAUACAGAGAUUUUGUACCACUGUUACCACAUCACCUCUCAUCUCAACCCCUUAACUUUAACAAAACCCUUGAAAAGGGCUAAAAAAAGGUUGUAGAUGAUGCCUAUGCAUAAUCUGACCUCAUAACUUACAAAUUAAUUUUGACCAAUGCCUUAUUUUUUUAUGUUAGAUUUACUGACCUCCAAUUAUCAUUAAGGCAUUUGUCUGAUGGGAAACCAUUUUGUCAUUUCUCCCUUUGGGGUGGAGAAUGUUUUGGCUCAGAGAUUGAAUGUCAUGUCACCCUGUAUGUAGUUCUGGCAAAGGCUUGUUCUGAUUGUUGUUCCAAGAGAAACAAUAGUACACCGAUUAUUGUCACUUAGGUUUUUUAUCCGUCCGAAGUUUAUUCCUUAUUCAUUGUCCUAUGAAGGGGACAAGCUAAAAUGCUAGAGUGAAUGCUGAACAACUUAUUAGCAUUUACUGUGUUCCCUUACACAAACAAAAGUGUCUCCUAUACCACUAUGGAUUGUUGCACAUUGCACUACUGAGCCAUGAGAUGGGAGACACUCUGCUGAGUGAAGGCUUCCCUGCCCAGGCAAUGUUAUAGUCUAUUAGUCCUUGCCUGGUACUUGGUAUAAUCUGGACCCACAGUCUGGAAUUAAUCUUUUGAGCUGAUCCAUAUUCAACCUGUGCAAAUUCAAGCUGGCAGGCAUGGCUCGAUUUGCUUUUAUAUUGAGCUCUGUUGGCCUCUUGCAACUCAGGGCAUAUCAAAUACCAUCAUUAACAUUGCAAUGGGUACCGUUAGCACUUUAGAUGCGGCAAACAUGAGAGGCUAUGAGGAGUGGAUUUUAUUUCUGAUGCUGGCAUUUUAUUUUUUCCUUCAAAAAGAAGCAUAUAUUUGGUGGCACAGAUAUGCAGCAUUAAUGAAUGUAGGCGAUGACUGGUUUACAAACAGGAUAAAACAUGGAUUUUAAUGAUAUAACAUUAUUUCUUGCUUUGUGUUUAACAAUACAGACAUGAAUUAAAAGCACAUAAAUAUAGCCUAAUCUUGUGGAAUUAAUGAUCAGUUCAAGAUUAAUCAGGGGUAAAUAUAAUAAAUAUUUUCAUGGUUAAAGAAUUCAUGGUAAGAUUUUAACAGCACAGGUCUGUUUCUGUUUUUCUUCUUUUGGUUAUAUUACUGUUUGCUAAAUGGUAGCACCGUCAUUUGCUGCAGAAAGAGAGAGAGCGAACCCACACCAGCAAGAAAACAUAAAAACAAAAAAAUAAACCAGCACCUUCACCCUUCCUCGUCACAGGUUCGAGGAGAAAACAAUAGACUAAAACAACAGACAAAAGAAAGUACAGCUUUUCAGCUUUUCAGCUCACUGCUCAUAGCUGGCCAGCCUUUCAUGUUGAGUGCAUUAUACAUACAUUUUCAUCUUCAAUAUACAUUUUAUGCAGUUAGGCCUAUUUGUUGACAGGGUUCCCUGCAUUUGUCUAUUCUGUGGUUUACUGGAAUGUCUUUGUGGUCAAAUUCUGAAGUGAUAGUUGCUGACGUAAUGAUUAGCCUGCAGUUUGAUUUUAAUCGUGCUAGCACCAGAAAUGAAAUGGGUCUUUUUAUAGACCAGGCCUUGCCAGCUCGGGUCACAUUUGAACAUGUGAAAAAAGUCCAGCAUGUCCUGCACUGGUCAAAUGUGCCAGUGCAAAAGGGUUUCUGGUGCCAAAACUAGGGGCCCUGCUUAGAAGCUACAAUAUGUAGACACAUUUAUGAAGAGGGUUUGAAGAGAUUUUUGAAGUUAAAGUGCUUGUUUUUUUUGUUUGGUGCAGUGUGAAUCAUGAAGUAUAUGGGGCGACAUAGCUCAGGAGGUAAGACCGAUUGUCUGGCAGUCGGAGGGUUGCCGGUUCAAACCCCGCCCUGGGCGUGUCGAAGUGUCCUUGAGCAAGACACCUAACCCCUAACCCCUAACUGCUCUGGCGAAUGAGAGGCAUCAAUUGUAAAGUGCUUUGGAUAAAAGCGCUAUAUAAAUGCAGUCCAUUUACCAUUUACCAUAUAUUCCGAUGUAAUGUACAUCAGAUUAUUGUGUGAUGAUUCUAUUAAGGGUGCUACACAAGAAUGUAAUAAUUGGUCCUGCCUAUGAGAUCCUAAGAUUGAACUAUCCUAGGGAUCAUGAAGCAAUUUGGGACACAAAUUCAAUGCCCCAAAAUAGACUUUCUGUAAACUAAUGGUGUACAUACAGAGUAUUAGUCUAUAUGAUAAUUGAUUAAAUUAUAAUUGGCUUAUUGGAGCUUUGGUACAGCGUAGUUUUUUAAUUGCUAAAUUAUCAGUAACGCCUCCUGCCACCAGUUUGUCUCCACCAUGUGACCUACAAGGAUUUAAACUUGUAUUUCAAUAAUUAUCCUCUAGGGUUCCCCAUAGGCACUACGAUGGCACAAUUAAGUGAUUAUUCAUACAAUUUCUAGAGUUUCUGAUUGAGACAUUUAUAAACUAGUUGGUCUAAUAUGGAGAGUGUCAGGAAGGAAAGUGAACAUGGAUGGAAGUUUAAAUGCUAUGAAAAGCAUGUCUUUAGGCCAGUUGUCCUAACCUUUGGUCCUGGAGAGCUGCAGGGUCUGACAGCUUUUGUUGUUACUCAGAACUUGAUUAGCAGCACAGCAAUUGAUCAGUUAAAGCAGCUGCUUACACAAUUGACUUGGGUCAUCUGGUUUCUUGGGUCUGAAUUUGUCGCUGACCUUAAAGGUGCAAUAUGCAAGUUUAUUUUGGAUCUCUUUUGUUCACAUUUGGUUACAUUUUUUCACAUCCCAACAAAUAUAAAGUAUAAGCUCUAAGAAAAAAAUCUGGUCUCUCUGACUGCCCCAGGCUUUAAAUUUCACAAUGCCUCAAUCUUAACAAUCAAUCAGGACAACUUUCUACAAGGAGGCCAAUCAGGACAGCUCUCUGCCUGUUAAUGUUGCAUGUUCACAGCGCUGUCGGAGCAGAGAUAUACAGAGAUGGUGUAUAUCUCUAUGACUAGCUAGUUCCCUGAAAAACGAAGCAAAAAUGGCAGAGAAAAAUCUGCCAGAAUGACCAGUUUUGCCUUUGUCUACAGUGGCGUAUGCUGAUUUAAAGGAUUAACAUGGUGGUUGAAUGUGACACUUGCCAGUUGUCUUUAGGCAACACCAAAACAAAUGUGCAUAUUUUUUUUUAUUAUUCAGUCAUUUAAAUGUAUUUUAAAACAUAUUUUUCUAAGCCUAAAUUUCCCACUUUAAAAGUUCACGCGAGCAACCAGGAACAACAAGACCAGAAAAUGAGCUUCAAAAACGAAGUCUGGUUUUGGCCGCUUGGUCCAGUCAGAUUUCUUUACGGGGCAUGGAAAGGGGAGUGGUUACUGUACGUGUGACGCACCAAGUCGAGAAUAUUCUCAACCGGUUGAAAAUAGGAUGACAAAUUUAAAACGCAUAUUUCUCCAAAAAUAAAGAACUGACAUAUUUAAUACUUUACUCGUGUUUCUUCAAUGCCUCUUGUGCAAAUAGCACAUAAAACCGAGAAAGUGUGAAAACCACCAUGUUACUCCUUUAAAAAACUGAGAAAAGAAAGACUAUCGAAGAAAAGAAGGGGAAAAAAAAGGAAUUAAACCAAGUGAGAGACCAAGACUCAAGUGAACAUCAGUUCGGCUUUUCAGCGAGAACUGAGGGACUUUAAGGAUUUCAAAAAUUAUGCUGAGCUUGCAGUAUUUCUGCUGGACAGGUCAUUAUCUUGCUUGUUUUGUUUCUGUUGGAAUUUGUUAUCGCCCUAAACUGUGUAGCCAGCGUAGCUAGAAAAUGUUCGAUGAUUUAUUUAGCCCCCUGUUACAGCUAUGCUGUACAUUAGGUGUUAUCUUGUAGCUUAUCUGUAGCAAGCUAGCUAUGUUUAAAGCUGCCUAUGCUGUUCAAGCAAAAAAAAAAAAAAUAUUGCACACUCCAGUUCCAGAUGCAUUUAGCAAUGUUUAUUUUGCCUGUAACUUCGUCUGGGUCUCAAACAAGCAAAAGCUUGUGCUCAUUGUUUACAUUCAUUAUGGUGACAUUUUGUCUUUUAUUUUUCUACCUGUGAAUGAGGCAUGUUGUGCUUCACUCUCUCUACUUUACUUUUCAAAGCUCUUGUCCUCUCUCUAGUACUCAAAUGAUAGGCAACGCACCUGCAUUUGUUUGGAGGGCGGGGCUACGGAGGGAGCAAAGGGUAGGGGGUGAACUUUUUUUCAGAAUCUAACUGUCUCUUGCUCAUUUCUCCAAACAUAGAUACUGCACCUUUAAGGAACAAAACAUCAGACUCUGGCUGUCCAGGACCAGGAAUUGAGUAUGACUGCUGUAAAAAGAAAAAUGCAUCAUAUAAAGUAUUUUUGGCUGGACUGCAACAGCGAAUGUCUGUGACUGAGUGACUGAAUGAUGUGAAUAUGUCCAGCCAUAUACUAGAUUUUGACCUGGUCUUAUUUCUUAUCCAAAAGUGAUGGUGUGGGUGCAGGUUUUUGUUUUAGGCCAGCACUACGACACCUGAUUCUGCUUGACGUCUUGCUGAUUAGUUAAUUAGUUCAAUCAUUAAUUAAGUUUUUUCAUUGAACUAUUUUUUGCAAGUUAAAUGUUAUAUAACUGCUCUCAUUUUUAAUGUGGGCAUUUCCCACUGCUUCUAACAAAACUUAUACCCCUGUUCAGCUUUUAAAAGUACUACAGCUGUGGUACGGGUGUAAGUAAUCAAACUGAAUUUAACGUGUCUCACUUGUAAACAAUCCUGUCACUUAUCGUCUGUGUUUAAUUAGUGGCAAUUACUUUAUCAACAUAGAUUAUUGAGGUGGUGCAAAUAGAAUAAUUGUUUGAGAAGGCGCUAGACAAAUAAGCUGUCACAACCUCUAGCUGGUGGAGGACUGAAGUUACCAUGCGGGACAACAAGGGAGACAAACUGGUGGCCCUACUUAUGACAGAGCAGGAGAGGAAUGGGGACUGUUAGUGGGUCCCAGAGACAAAUCAGACACUGGAUUAUGAUUGGACUCUUACCGUGUUGUAUUUAGAGUGUUUGGUGUUUUUGUAAAUUACUAAGGACAAUGUAGACCCUUUUAUGAUGGUUGAUAAGAAUGUGUAUGUAAUUGAGUGUGUGUGAUGGGAUCAAAUUCUGUAUUCAAUCAACAUUUGACUUUAACUUACAGAAAUAAAUGCAGAUUUAACAGAAUAGUUUGUUGGGUUCUAAAUCUAAAUUAUUCAAUCUAAAAUGAUUUUACCAAAUUAUAUUUAUUUGUCAGUGAAUAUUAAGGGCAGACAUUGAUUGAAUACAGAUUUGGAAAUGGUUGAAACUGUGGUGUGGCUGAUGAUUACUGGACAGACUUGGAACUACUGUGUUAAGCUUAGAGUUUUUUUCUGUUCUCCAAAAUUGAUUGAUUGAUUUAUUUAUUUAUUUGGUGCCCAGCAUAGGGUUAAACAUGUCCAAUUCCCACCCAAAUGUUGAGUAGCCAGUUGUCUGCAAGUGCAGUUGUGUUCACUCCACUGCCGAUUUGGGGGAUAACCAUGGUUCUCCUCCAAAACGUGGUCUCACCAGCUUCUUUUUGUGGCAUUACAGACUUCUUUUUUGUCCACCGGGUAAAAAUGGCCACAUUUAGAAUUUCAGCUAUGAUACUUUCUGAUUGUAAGUGUGUUUUCAACAAGAGGUGAUCACCCCAAUGCUGAAUGGCAUAAACAGGGUUGCAUAAUUUCUGAAGUAAUUAUUAUUAAUGUUGAAAAACAAUCAGUGAUUGCUACAUGGCUAUGAACUAUGAAAAGCCUAAAGGAAGUAUUUAUACCCAUGGUGGAAAUGCCCAUGGACAAAUGUUCAAAUUUCAUAUUGAAGCUGUUAACAAACUAUUGUAAAAGAUACAUACUGUGUUUUGCUGUUGUGGUCCAAUUUGUUAUUUGAGCUUGGCUUAUAUAUUUUUAUUGUACCAAUACCACUGAAAUGAAUUCUGUUAAAUGGGACUGCUGCAUGACAAUAAUGAUGGUGAGAUGCAGUUUAAAAAAAAUCAAACUUACAGUGAUGUUUUUAAGUAUGUGAAACAUAUGCACAAAUACCAGUUGUCAACUUUAAUGUUUAUUUUUUCAUCAGAUGUACAAUGCCUUAUGGAGGCACAGUAUUCACUCAAGUUUAAACUUACUCUACUGUACAUGAUAUUAUAUAUUUGUAUUGUGUAGUUUAAGCCCUAUUAAGGUUUUUAAAAUGUUUUUUUUUUUAAAUUAUUUUUUCUUUUCUCAUUUUUAAGAAUAUCUACAUGAGUACAUAUUUGUCAUGGUUGACUGAAGUAGACAUGCAUUAGUAUUUUCAGCAUUUUAUUCGAUGGCUGAUUCUAGCUCUGAAAAUGGAUGGAUGCAUACCCAGGCAAAAAUUCACAUUGAGAAUAUAAGGAAUCAUGCAAUCAUGAUUCUGUUGAAAAUUACAGUGUUCUGUUAAUUGAAAAUAUAUUUUAAAAUUCAACUUUUGCAGUUUGUUUCCACAUGCCAAGGGUAUUUUCCAGCAAACCAGCAGCAUUAAUCUUGAACAACAGUGUAAACUGGAUUAACAGUGUUGUAUUUCCUUGAUGCUGCAUUCAAAAUUGAUGUACUUCAUUUUAAGCUCAGUAAAGAACAUGAAAUACAUCAAAUUAGUUUUGUUAGCAGACUUGACAAGAAAGGCCUCAUCGGAUGUAAGCUAGAUCGCUUAAUAUUGUUCAUUUACAGACGUGUACAUCCCGUUGAUGGAUAGAAGUUUUUGGAUAGAAUAAAUGUCAGAAGUAAUCUAACACUUGUACUAUGACUUUGAAAAAGCAGUAAAGAGAAGUGGACAGGUUUUAGUUUAGGGUGAUGCUGAUGCAAAGGUUUGACUGCCACCUAGUGGUGAUAUAGGAUACUAACACUUAAUUCCUUGCAGAACAGCUUCCAGCUUAUGGGGACCAUUCUUCCAAACAUUUCACACUUUUGUUGAUUGUAAUUUCAUUUGCGUCUAUUUUUCCUUGCUUAGUUCAAAAGGAAUGAAUGAUUUUGCUGUUUAAAAAAAUUAAAGACUAAAUUGAAGUAUUGACUGAAAUGCUAUUUUUUGUGUUGAAAUUGAUUGUGCGUGUCUACUGAUUAUGAUGAUCUAACAAUGCUUAUGCCUUGUAUUGGCAAGUACACUUCAAUUUUUUAACCUUAAUUUGGGCAUAAAGGCCAUUAAUAGCCUGGGAACGGAUUGUCCCACAUAAUAUACCAAUACGCUGUAAUUGUUGAAAGUUGUAUGUGAUGUUUUUGGAACAAAAUGACUGCACUACAAAUGUUUAAAUGACACUGCAAAGACAUUCACUCUGAUACUGACCACUAUUACUGUCUGGUUCUGUGUAGUGGUAGUAAUCCAUUUAUAAACAAAUAUUGAACUUUC
Anguilla rostrata (American eel) is the source of this 9254-nucleotide messenger RNA. RefSeq names its product phospholipase ABHD3-like. The coding region runs from base 671 to 1888 and encodes 405 amino acids. The record is from RefSeq and is a predicted model, not a curated record. Gene Ontology annotation, biological process: medium-chain fatty acid catabolic process; medium-chain fatty acid biosynthetic process. Lineage: Eukaryota; Metazoa; Chordata; Actinopteri; Anguilliformes; Anguillidae. The transcript has 9 exons. Gene Ontology annotation, molecular function: acetylesterase activity; monoacylglycerol lipase activity.